Messenger RNA from Ricinus communis (castor bean), 1646 nucleotides. RefSeq names its product transcription factor MYB86. Gene Ontology annotation, biological process: regulation of stomatal movement. The record is from RefSeq and is a predicted model, not a curated record. NCBI's taxonomy places the organism in Eukaryota, Viridiplantae, Streptophyta, Magnoliopsida, Malpighiales, Euphorbiaceae. The coding region runs from base 351 to 1487 and encodes 378 amino acids. The transcript has 3 exons.
AUGCAAAAGCAGCACCGGAUUUGCGUAAAACCCACUUGAUUGCUUCACCUUCCUCAUCUCUCUCUCCUUAUUAAUUAACUUGAAUCCUAAGUAUGAUUUAGUCCUCUUCUCUUUAAAUCAUCAUAAAAUGUUUCUUGAUUUUUCUCCUCUUCCAACAUAAAAUAAAUUUAGGAAAACAAAAACACUGUACCCACUUCCUCUCUAACUAUCUAUCUAUAUAUAUAUACACAUGUUCAGAUCAUCAACUGACCUUCCUUCUUAGUUGAUAGCUACUUAUUUAAGAUUGUUUCACUUGCAAAAAAGAAAAAAAAUAACACUGUCCUCCCCAAGCUAUAAUCUUUCAGGCAAAAAUGAGGAGACAUUCUUGCUGCUUAAAGCAAAAAUUAAGGAAAGGUUUAUGGUCACCAGAAGAAGAUGAGAAACUCUACAAUUACAUUACUAGAUUUGGCGUUGGCUGCUGGAGUUCUGUUCCUAAGUUAGCUGGUCUGCAAAGGUGUGGAAAGAGUUGCAGAUUGAGAUGGAUUAACUACUUAAGACCUGACCUUAAGAGAGGAAUGUUCUCGCAGCAAGAAGAGGAUCUUAUAAUCAGUCUUCAUGAAGUUUUGGGUAACAGAUGGGCUCAAAUUGCAGCGCAGUUACCUGGAAGAACAGAUAAUGAGAUAAAGAAUUUCUGGAAUUCUUGUUUAAAGAAGAAGCUUAUGAAACAAGGUAUAGACCCAACAACCCACAAGCCAAUAAUUACUGGUCAUGAAACGGAAGUGAAAGACGAGAGGGACUGUAUGGAUCAUAAGGAAUCAAUAUCCUUGCAAAUACCACAGUCUAAAGGGCUACUAUCAUCAUCAUCAUCAUCAAUUAUAUCAAACGUACAGGAGCCAACAUUUCUCAUUAACGAUACAACAACUUACUAUAGCAAUGGCUUAACAGAAACUUCAAGAGAACAAUUCAUCAUGGCCAACAGCAACAACAACAAGAAGCAAGCUUACGAUCCCUUAUCAUACUUUGAGUUUCCUGCUAGUGUCGAGCCAGGUGGGUAUAAUUAUAAUAAUAACUCAACUAUAAGAAUGUUUGAUCAAAAUCAAUUCGAAACGAGCUCAAACUUUGCAUUCACUUCGAUGCCAAGUUUAGCAAGUUUUGAUCAUGGAAGCAUAAGCGCAACGGAUUUCUCUGACAGUUCAGCUUCGAGAUUGAGUUCCAUGUUCUUGAACGAUCAAGCAAAAGAAAGUUCAAGCAAUAGCUCAAACAUAAGCAAUUACACGGGAUAUCACAUUAACAAAAUGGUGGAGGAUAAUGCAGCUUUCUCUUGGGAUACUGAUAAUAAAUUUGACGCGAUGUUUCAGUUUCCAGUGAACGGAAUCAAGACUGAAGAAUUGAGGCAGAGUUCACGGCAAGAUACUCAGCAUUCAGUAGAUUUCAGUAGCUAUCCGUUAACGUCGCUGUCAGAAGAUCUAACAGGCGCAAAUUUUGAUGUCUUCCACCAGAUAUCAUGAACUGUAAAUUCAUUCUUUUUUCCUUUUAGAAAAAAAAAAGAAAGAAAAUUACCUUCUCUUAUGUCUCUUUAAACAAAUACAUGAGAUGUUGAUAGUACAGGAGUGUUUGAGAUUCUUCAUUUUCAUAUUUUUUUAAUUGUUAACGAAAUGAUCGAUCAA